AUGGGGCCGGGGGCUCCGUCUCCCCGGAUGGGGUGGCCGCUGCCGCUUCUGGUGGUGAUGGCGGCAGGGGUGGCUUCAGUGUGGGCCUCCCACUCCCCCCAUCUCCCGCGGCCUCACCCGCGGGUCCCCCCGCACCCCUCCUCAGAACGGCGCGCAGUGUACAUCGGGGCGCUGUUUCCCAUGAGCGGGGGCUGGCCAGGGGGCCAGGCCUGCCAGCCGGCGGUGGAGAUGGCGCUGGAGGACGUGAAUAGCCGCAGGGACAUCCUGCCGGACUAUGAGCUCAAGCUCAUCCACCACGACAGCAAGUGUGACCCAGGCCAAGCUACCAAGUACCUGUAUGAGCUGCUCUACAACGACCCUAUCAAGAUCAUCCUUAUGCCUGGCUGCAGCUCCGUCUCCACGCUUGUGGCUGAAGCUGCGAGGAUGUGGAACCUCAUUGUGCUUUCCUACGGCUCCAGCUCUCCAGCCCUGUCAAACCGGCAGCGUUUCCCAACGUUCUUCCGAACACAUCCAUCGGCCACACUCCACAACCCUACCCGUGUGAAACUCUUUGAAAAGUGGGGCUGGAAGAAGAUUGCCACCAUCCAGCAGACCACUGAAGUCUUCACUUCGACUCUGGACGACCUAGAGGAACGAGUGAAGGAGGCUGGAAUCGAGAUUACUUUCCGCCAGAGUUUCUUCUCAGAUCCAGCUGUACCCGUCAAAAACCUUAAGCGCCAGGAUGCCCGAAUCAUCGUGGGACUUUUCUAUGAGACUGAAGCCCGGAAAGUUUUUUGUGAGGUGUAUAAGGAGCGUCUCUUUGGGAAGAAGUAUGUCUGGUUCCUUAUUGGGUGGUAUGCCGACAACUGGUUCAAAACCUAUGACCCGUCCAUCAACUGCACAGUGGAUGAGAUGACCGAGGCGGUGGAGGGCCACAUCACCACUGAGAUUGUCAUGCUGAAUCCUGCCAACACCCGCAGCAUCUCUAACAUGACAUCCCAGGAAUUUGUGGAGAAACUAACCAAACGACUAAAAAGACACCCCGAGGAGACAGGAGGCUUUCAGGAGGCACCACUGGCCUACGAUGCCAUCUGGGCCUUGGCAUUAGCCCUAAACAAGACAUCUGGAGGGGGUGGCCGUUCCGGUGUGCGCCUGGAGGACUUCAACUACAACAACCAGACCAUCACUGACCAAAUCUACCGGGCAAUGAACUCCUCAUCCUUUGAGGGUGUCUCUGGCCAUGUGGUGUUUGAUGCCAGCGGCUCUCGGAUGGCAUGGACGCUCAUCGAGCAGCUACAGGGUGGCAGCUAUAAGAAGAUUGGCUACUAUGACAGCACCAAGGAUGAUCUUUCCUGGUCCAAAACGGAUAAGUGGAUUGGAGGGUCCCCCCCAGCUGACCAGACCCUGGUCAUCAAGACAUUCCGCUUCCUGUCACAGAAACUCUUUAUCUCCGUCUCAGUUCUCUCCAGCCUGGGCAUUGUCCUAGCUGUUGUCUGUUUGUCCUUUAACAUCUACAACUCCCAUGUCCGUUACAUCCAGAACUCACAGCCCAACCUGAACAAUCUGACUGCUGUGGGCUGCUCGCUGGCAUUAGCUGCCGUCUUCCCUCUUGGGCUGGAUGGUUACCACAUUGGGAGAAACCAGUUUCCCUUCGUCUGCCAGGCCCGCCUCUGGUUCCUGGGCCUGGGCUUUAGUCUGGGCUAUGGCUCCAUGUUCACCAAGAUCUGGUGGGUCCACACAGUCUUCACAAAGAAGGAGGAGAAGAAGGAGUGGAGGAAGACCUUGGAGCCCUGGAAGCUGUAUGCCACAGUGGGCCUGCUGGUAGGCAUGGAUGUCCUCACUCUCGCCAUCUGGCAGAUUGUGGACCCCUUGCACCGGACCAUUGAGACUUUCGCCAAGGAGGAACCAAAGGAAGAUAUUGACGUCUCUAUUCUGCCCCAGCUGGAGCACUGCAGCUCCAAGAAGAUGAACACAUGGCUUGGCAUUUUCUAUGGUUACAAGGGGCUGCUGCUGCUGCUGGGGAUCUUUCUUGCUUAUGAGACCAAGAGUGUGUCCACUGAGAAGAUCAAUGACCACAGGGCUGUGGGCAUGGCCAUCUACAAUGUGGCGGUCCUGUGCCUCAUCACCGCACCAGUCACCAUGAUUCUGUCCAGCCAGCAGGAUGCGGCCUUCGCCUUCGCCUCUCUCGCCAUAGUUUUCUCCUCCUAUAUCACUCUGGUUGUGCUCUUUGUGCCCAAGAUGCGCAGGCUCAUCACCCGAGGGGAGUGGCAGUCUGAGGCACAGGACACCAUGAAGACAGGGUCAUCGACCAACAACAACGAGGAGGAGAAGUCCCGGCUUUUGGAGAAGGAGAACCGCGAGCUGGAAAAGAUCAUCGCUGAGAAAGAGGAGCGUGUCUCUGAACUGCGCCAUCAACUCCAGUCUCGGCAGCAGCUACGCUCCCGGCGCCACCCCCCAACACCCCCAGACCCCUCUGGGGGCCUGCCCAGGGGACCUCCUGAGCCCCCCGACCGACUUAGCUGUGAUGGGAGUCGAGUCCAUUUGCUUUAUAAGUGA
Messenger RNA from Cynocephalus volans (Philippine flying lemur), 2535 nucleotides. It is a transcript of the gene GABBR1, whose product is annotated as gamma-aminobutyric acid type B receptor subunit 1. The coding region runs from base 1 to 2535 and encodes 844 amino acids. Gene Ontology annotation, cellular component: G protein-coupled receptor heterodimeric complex; membrane. Gene Ontology annotation, biological process: G protein-coupled receptor signaling pathway; gamma-aminobutyric acid signaling pathway. The record is from RefSeq and is a predicted model, not a curated record. Gene Ontology annotation, molecular function: G protein-coupled GABA receptor activity. The transcript has 18 exons. Lineage: Eukaryota; Metazoa; Chordata; Mammalia; Dermoptera; Cynocephalidae.